GUUUCCGGGGGGGAGUAAAAACACUGCGGCACCGAAAACACCUUCAUGUGAGUUUCCUCCCAUUGCUGUUUAAUAUGUGCUACAUGAGUCACAGGUAGCUCUCUCUCUCUCUCAGCUGUCACAGUGAUGAUGAAGAAGAUGUUGCCUGUCAGGCUAUUUACACUGCUAAAGUCAAAUUCAGUGAGAAGAAUCACACCACAGACAUGCUACUCCUGUCUGUCCAGUGUCCAGAGGGACAAGAAGGACAACACUGCCGCUGUUUUUCCACAAGGAUUCUGUUCUGUCAAGAGAGACCUUCCAAAGCUUUUGAGUGAGAGGUCUUUCAGCCUCACUCCUGCUGGAAUAGUUAAUGCAGCCCCUUCAUCUAUGCAGCCGUACCUCCGGUUAAUGAGGCUGGACAAACCUAUUGGGACGUGGCUGCUGUACCUGCCCUGUACAUGGAGUAUCGGUCUGGCUGCAGAUCCAGGCUGUCUUCCUGACCUGCGCAUGCUUGCGCUAUUUAGCACUGGAGCUCUGCUAAUGAGAGGAGCUGGUUGCACAAUAAAUGACAUGUGGGACAAAGACUUUGACAAGAAGGUGUCCCGGACAGCCACGCGGCCCAUAGCUGCUGGACAGAUCUCUCGAUUCCAGGCUCUGGUCUUCUUGGGGGGUCAACUGAGUUUAGCACUGGGGGUCCUGCUGUGUCUUAACUAUUAUAGCAUAGCCCUCGGUGCUGCUUCCUUAUCCCUGGUUGUCACUUACCCUCUAAUGAAGAGAAUCACGUACUGGCCCCAGCUUGUUUUAGGUCUUACAUUCAACUGGGGAGCUUUGCUUGGCUGGUCUGCUGUGGCGGGAUCAUGUGAUUGGUCCGUCUGUCUACCGCUCUACUUCUCAGGCAUCAUGUGGACACUGAUAUACGACACUAUCUACGCCCAUCAAGACAAGGACGAUGAUAUUAAGUUGGGCGUGAAGUCCACAGCCCUCAGGUUUCAGGAACAGACCAAGCCAUGGCUGAGUGCUUUUACUGUGGCUAUGCUCUCUGGACUGGUGUUAGCAGGAGCUAAUGCUGAGCAGACUCUUCCUUACUAUGCAGCAGUGACUACUGCAGGUGUUCAUUUAGCACAUCAGGUCUAUACUCUUGACAUCAACAAGCCUGAUGACUGCUGGAAGAAAUUUGCUUCCAAUCGUAAUGUGGGACUUCUGUUAUUUUUGGGAAUCGUAGUCGGCAAUUUGUGGAAGAAAAGAAACGACAGACAAUAUGAAACAAAGCUGAACUCUCUUCCCAAUUCCCAAUAAAAAUAACUGUGUAUAUAUAAA
Messenger RNA from Astyanax mexicanus (Mexican tetra), 1296 nucleotides. It is a transcript of the gene coq2, whose product is annotated as coenzyme Q2 4-hydroxybenzoate polyprenyltransferase. Lineage: Eukaryota; Metazoa; Chordata; Actinopteri; Characiformes; Acestrorhamphidae. The transcript is spliced from 8 exons. Gene Ontology annotation, cellular component: mitochondrial inner membrane. Bases 127 to 1275 code for a protein of 382 amino acids. The record is from RefSeq and is a predicted model, not a curated record. Gene Ontology annotation, biological process: ubiquinone biosynthetic process.